Molecule: messenger RNA, 8446 nt
Organism: Rhineura floridana
Lineage: Eukaryota; Metazoa; Chordata; Lepidosauria; Squamata; Rhineuridae
Gene: SHANK1
Product: SH3 and multiple ankyrin repeat domains 1
Exons: 23
Coding region: 384-5915 (1843 amino acids)
Cellular component (GO): dendritic spine; postsynaptic density; postsynaptic membrane
Molecular function (GO): synaptic receptor adaptor activity; ionotropic glutamate receptor binding
Source: RefSeq, a predicted model, not a curated record
GGCAGGCAGGCAGGCAGGGGAGGGAGAGGCUGGCAGCAGCGCAGCCCAAGGAAACUGAACUGAUCGUAGACGGCAAAGGGCGCCGCCAUGGAAGCUUGAAGCACCCCCUCACCCUCCGAUUAUUAUUAUUAUUAUUAUUAUUAUUAGCGUGGUUUCGCCUCCGCCCCUCCCUUCCCAGAGGAAACAUCUGGACCUCGCUCCCUCCCCGCCCACCUCCCGCCACAAGGACUGCAAGGACACUACCAGGCAAAAAAGAGGGGUGGCGGUGGAGAGGUGAGCGAGGGGGGGGGACCAGCCUGAGGGUCCCCCCCAAAGGAGAGCAUGUGCUGAGCGGCUCCCAUCCUCGGCAGUGCAGCCAGUGAUGGUGCCCAGCACCCCUGACGAUGCCCCAGAGCCCCGAAUCAAGCGCGGAGGAGGAGCACCUCUCCCAGUGCCCCGAAGGGGAGUCGGGCUCGGAGAGCUCCCACGAGGGGCCCAGCCCCCCUGCCAGCCCUGCUAACCCUGCCCACAAUUGCUCCAUGUUGGUACCUGAGGACGCCCACUUCAGUAUGAUGGUCUUCCGAAUUGGCAUUCCUGACCUGCACCAGACGAAAUGCCUACGUUUCAACCCUGAUGCGGCCAUCUGGGUGGCAAAGCAACAGAUCCUCUGCACACUCAAUGAAAGCCUCAAGGACGUGCUGAAUUAUGGGCUCUUCCAGCCGGCCACCAACGGGCGGGAUGCCAAAUUCCUGGACGAAGAGCGCCUCUUGCGCGAGUACCCACAGAGUUUUGAGAAGGGAGUGCCCUACCUGGAGUUUCGUUACAAAACCCGAGUUUACAAGCAGACCAACCUGGAUGAGAAGCAGCUAGCAAAACUCCACACUAAGACGGGAUUGAAGAAGUUCCUGGAGUAUGUGCAACAUGGAGCAGCUGAGAAAGUGGCGCGACUCCUGGACAAAGGGCUGGACCCCAAUUAUCACGAUUCUGACACUGGCGAGACACCUUUGACGUUAGCUGCCCAGUUGGAUGGGACUAUUGAUGUCAUCCGGUUGCUCUGCCUUGGCGGCGCCCACAUAGACUUCCGCGCAAGGGAUGGAGCCACGGCACUCCACAAAGCUGUGUGCUCCCACCACUAUCAGGCCCUGAUGGCACUCUUGGACUUGGGUGGCUCACCCAAUUACAAAGACCGUCGUGGGCUGACUCCGCUCUACCACACAGCCAUGGUUGGAGGUGACCCACGCUGCUGUGAGCUUCUGCUCUACAACCGGGCUCACAUCGGCACCACUGAUGAGAAUGGCUGGCAGGAAAUACACCAGGCCUGCCAACAUGGAAACUCACAGCACUUGGAGCACCUGCUGUUCUACGGCGCUGAACCAGGGGCACAGAAUGCAUCCGGAAACACAGCACUACACAUUUGUGCACUCUACAACAAGGAGAGCUGUGCCCGCAUCCUGCUUUACCGGGGAGCUAACAAAGAGAUCAAGAACAACCAUGGUCAGACUGCCUUCCAGGUCGCAGUCAUUGCAGGGAACUUUGAGCUGGGGGAACUCAUCAAGAGCCAUCGGGAUUCCGAUGUGGUACCUUUCCAAGAGACCCCACAAUAUGCCAGCCGGCGCCGGGAUGGUUCUCAAAGCCUGAUGGUGCCACACACCUUGCUGCGAGCCAACAGCGACACCAGCAUGAACCUCCCAGACUGGAUGCUCUAUGCCCCCCCAUCCACCUCAUCUGCCACUGUGGCUGUGCAGGGCCAGAAGAUCACCACAGGAACCUUACGCAGUUCCAGCAGUCCCCGUGGUGCUCGCAGCCGCUCUCCAUCACGCGGGCGCCACACAGACGAGGCCAAAAAACAGCGCGGUCGACCCAGCUCCAGUGGCUACCAGAAGGACUCCACUGGAGGCAGCACGCCGAGUAGCCGGGGAGUGAAGCGGAAACUCUAUUCGGCUGUGCCUGGUCGCACGUUCAUGGCUGUGAAACCGUACCAGGCCCAGGCCGAGGGUGAGCUCUCCAUCAGCAAGGGCGAGAAGAUCAAGGUGCUGAGUGUUGGGGAAGGCGGCUUCUGGGAGGGACAGGUAAAGGGUCGUGUGGGCUGGUUCCCAUCGGACUGUGUGGAGGAAGUGCCCAGGAAGUCCCAGGAAGGGAGGCAAGAGAGCCGCAGCGAUAAAGCCAAACGACUCUUCAGGCACUACACAGUUGGCUCCUAUGACAGCUUUGAUGCCCCCAGUGACUACAUCAUCAAAGAGAAGACAGUGCUGCUGCAGAAGAAGGACAACGAAGGAUUUGGCUUUGUGCUAAGAGGGGCCAAGGCGCAGACCCCAAUUGAGGAGUUCACACCCACCCCUGCUUUCCCUGCGCUACAGUACCUGGAGUCAGUGGAUGAAGGGGGUGUGGCCUGGCGUGCCGGUCUCCGCAUGGGGGAUUUCCUCAUUGAGGUAAAUGGACAGAAUGUAGUGAAAGUUGGUCAUCGGCAGGUCGUCAACAUGAUUCGACAGGGGGGCAACAACUUGAUGGUGAAGGUUGUCAUGGUAACACGGAAUCCGGAGAUGGAGGAGGCCAUGAGGAAGAAAGCUGCGCCACAGCAGACAAGACGACUGCCUCCUCCAGCCAUCUCCUUACGCUCAAAAUCCAUGACAUCUGAGUUGGAAGAAAUGGAUUACGAGCCAGCAAUGGGCACUGAUAAGAAGCGGACAGUCUAUCAGAUGGCUUUGAACAAAUUGGACGAAAUUCUGGCAGCAGCUCAACAGACUAUCAACGUGGGGGAUGGGUGUGGAAGCGGGGGGCUUCCUUCGCUGGGGAAGUCUCGGGGCACUGCAAAGAACUAUUUCUCCUCUGAGCCUGGUUUUGAACAGCACCGUCUUAGCCAGGCCAGUUAUGAGCGCCCAUCAUACCUACCAGCCAGUCAUCCCCCAGGCAUGAUGCUACGCCAGAAGUCUAUUGGUGCUGCUGAGGAUGAGAAGCCCUACCUCACUCCCCCUGCCAUGAAGUUCAGCCGCAGCCUUUCAGUUCCUGGUUCUGAUGACAUCCCCCCACCUCCGACCACUUCCCCCCCUGACCCCCCGUACAGCAGCACCUCACCCUCAGCAUCUGGGCGUGUUACGCCCUUAGCCCGUUCAACCUUCAAUCCCAGCACCGAGGCCAAGCUGUAUUCAGCUUCCCUGCAUCAGGAACCGGCAUAUGAGCCACCCUCCCGCGGCCGUGACAAGAUGUCCCUUUACCGUCAAGAGUCUGAGCAGGGGGCAGAGGGGUCCACCGCACGUGGCUGGCGGGGUCACACCCCGGACCUGCGGUACUACAACCUGCCUCCACGGGCUACCAACACCGCCAUGUACGUCCCCACCAAGCCCAUGCGCCGGAAGGGGCCGCUGGUCAAGCAGACCAAAGUGGAGGAUGAACAGCGCCAGCAGCAAGGUGCCACUUCUUCCCAGAUGCAGACUUCGCAGCCCCCGCUGUCCACUCCACCGGAGAAGAGCUCCAUCCCCAUCCCCACCAUCAUCAUCAAAGCUCCCUCAACCAGCAGCAGCGGGCGCAGCAGCCAGGGAAGCAGCAUGGAGGCAGAGAGCCAGCCGGAACCAGUGGUGCCUGUGCCAUUGCUUCAGCUUCACAACAGUAUGGACUUCACCAGUCAGUUUGGGGCGGCCUUGGUUGGGGCUGCCCGGCGGGACCGCGAGUGGUACAGUGAAGCUCGCCGCAAGUCUGCUCUCUUCCUUUCCACUGAGCAACCGGACGAUGAAUCCCAGCAGACCCCUGUGCCCCGUCUCCGCCACUCCAAAUCCAUUGACGAAGGCAUGUUCUCCAGUGAGCCAUACAUCCAGCUCAACAUGGCUCCUGGCUUUGGCAGUAGCAGUGGUGGCGGAAGCAGUCCUGCUUACCUCCAGUCUCGCGCCUCUAAAACAUAUGGAGCCAGCACCACCAGCGCCUUCACAUCUGUGUGCUCCAGUUUCCUACCCCAACUCCAGCCUCAUUCAGCUCCUCUCAUUCACCCACUGACCGGCAAGAUUUUAGACCCUGGAUCCCCCUUGGGGCUGGCAUUAGUGGCUCGUGAGCGGGCCUUAAAAGAAUCCCAGUCCCAGCAGGAGAGCCGAGAAGACAGGCACUCGCGCCCAUCUUCGCCCCGGUUUGGAGAGGCUCCUAAAACUCCCGAGUCUCCUGGUAGCUCCAUCCUGCGCCUCUGGGGAGCAACAGAGCAGCAGCACCACCAGCACCAGCAGCAGCGGCCUGCAUCACCACGGAAAGAGCCAGAGAGCCCCCGGCAUCACUCGCCUGAGCACCAGCCUCCAGCUUCGGCCAAAGGGGGGGCACCUUGGGAAAAGAGGCCUGAGGAAGGGGAGAAGCUGGAACUGCAUGUGCGUUUUGUGGAGAACUGCCGCCCAACGGAGGAGGAGGAAGGGAGUCAAGAGGGUGAGAAAGUCGAGGUGACUGUCUCACCAGUAGAGCGCGUGGCUGAAGAAAACGGGCUCCCAUUGUUGGUUUUGCCCCCUCCUGCCCCUUCCAUUGAUGUUGAUGAUGAAUUUGUAUUCACAGAGCCGCUCCCGCCGCCCCUUGAGUUCUCCAAUAGCUUUGAUAAGCCCGAGUCUCCUCCCAAAGCAUCUAAUGAGCUUCCCUUAGUAAUGACCCCUCCAGCCGCUGCCCCUGUUCCUGCCACUUUAGACUCCACAGCAUCGAGCUUGACGUCCUACGACAGUGAGGUGGCCACCCUGACACAAGCCGGAGCGGCAGAAACCAAGGAGGCCCCUCAUGUCAACUUCUCGUCUGUCGUAUCAUCUAUCGCCAUCCCUGCAGCGGAGGCUCCUGAAGCCGUGACGGACUCAGGGAUCGAGGAGGUGGACAGUCGCAGCAGCAGCGACCACCAUUUGGAGACCAUCAGUAGUGUCUCCACACUGUCCAGUAUGUCUGGGGAAGGCACAGAACUCUUGGAUACCUACAUCACCUAUUUGGAUGGACAGGCUUUUGGGGGAAGUGGCAGCAGCGGCGGAGGUGGUGGUAGUGGUGGUGGUGGCGGCGGCAGCACAGACAAGAGCCCACUACAGACCAAGCUACGCUCACGGCCAUUCCCGGGUCGCUUGCCGGUGGCUACCCCCACCAGCUCUACCAUCUCAGUUUCGGCAUGUACUGAGAACAUGUUUGCCCUCACGCCCGCCCCACCCUACCACCAGCAGGCAGUGCCCACCGAGCCAGGCAAAGAGCUGCAGCGGAAGUCCACGACGCUGCCCUGGGAGGAACCCAAGGCCUCCCCCAUGUCCACCAUGAAGGCCAGCAUCAUCAGUGAGCUGAGCACCAAGCUGCAGCAGAUGGGCGGGGUAUCAUGGUCACGUCCGCCUGAUGCAGUGGCUUCCUUCGGUUCAGAGAGGCCCAGCUCACUGCAGAGGCAAAGGCUCUCAGAUGACACAUCACCAUCACUGAUCUCCUCCAAGCCCGUAAGCAGCCUUUUCCAUAAUUGGCCUAAAUCCCCCCAGGGCAAGCACCCUAAAAGUGUGGAAUUUGACAUCCGCCCGGCCCUGCGGCGUGCCCCGAGCCCUGCCGCCCUGCCCAGUGAGCACAAGAUUAGCCCUGCCCCCAGGCCUUCCUCCCUUCCCAUCCUGCCUUCUGUGCCCAUAUACACCAGCGUCUUUGAUCUCCGCGGUUCACCCACUUCUGGGGGUGAACACCCUUUCCCCAGCUUCCCCUCCGGCAGCCGCUCUUUGUCGCCCACCCACUUCUUGCCGCCAGCUACGGACAAGCCAUUUGGCUCCAAGCCGCUGCCCUUCUGGACCAAGUACGAUGUGGCCGACUGGCUGGAGUACCUGAAGCUGGGGGAGCACCGUGAUCGGUUCCUGGACAACGAAAUCGAUGGCUCUCACCUGCCGUCCCUCACCAAGGAAGAUUUCAUUGACCUGGGUGUGACGCGAGUUGGGCACCGCAUGAACAUCGCCCGUGCCCUCAAGUUCUUUCUGGAGAGGUGAUGGGGGAAAUGGCCCUGCCCUGGGGAGCCUCUCACCUGAACGUACAAUGGACCUCCGCCAGUGGGGAGGGGGGGAAAAGGAGGUGGAAGGGUUGCAGCUGCAGGGCCGGGCACAGGGGAAGCUGUGAGGAAAGACCCUGCGGGUGAGGGUAGGGUAGGAUAGGGUGGGGAUCACCCCCUGGCAGAAUAAUACUUUGAGAAGCUCACCAAAGCCUGCCUGGGCACCCUCAUGGGUGUGCACUAUUUUUCCUUUACGUUGCCAUGUAGCACUUUGCCCAUUCCACUCAACCGACAGCUGGUAUGGAUAUUCAUGUAACAUUGCUUUCCAAGCUCUAUAUAAGUGUGUGGGGUUUUUGAGUGUGUGAAUCUGUACACGUGCACUCACACUUCAAUUCUCCCAUUGGCGUAACAGCUUGCUUCAUCAUCUUCGCUGCUCCAAAAGGAUGGCGUCGGCCAUCCCACUGUGGAGCAUCUCACACCUGCAUAUAUAUGUAUGUGUGUGUUAUAUAUAUUUCAUUCUCUAUGUUGCUGAUUUUUCUUACCUUGCAGCUGUUGUUUGCACAUCAAUUCAUCUAACCGUGUAACAGCUUACUGUGCACAUCUUCACAAUUACCAGGGUUGUUAAGUACUCUGCCUUCUAUUAAAAAAGAAAGGCCUGUUCAAAGAAGCCAAAUUUGCAUAGAUGCUUACUUUGCAAAAUGAAUUCUGUGGUUAGCUAGUGAAGGGGAAGACCUCAAUCCCCUGAACUCAUUAGAAAUCUCCCAGAGCCUCUUUCUUCUUCCUCUCCCCACUCCCAAAUCAUCAGAGAGUUCACUAGACAUUGCCCAUUCAAGCAUGUUUUCACAGCCACAAGAGCUAGAAACUUGCUUUUUAAAAAAGGCAUUGAGAUUCCCAUGAUUGUCCUCAUUUCAGCAUCCAAUACUGAGUGAUGCCCUUGAGCAAAGCAUGUGGACUUAGCCUUGACUCUCACCCUGAGCAUAUAAUUGGCCUAUACUACUGCCCUGCCACUACUCUCAGCUGUGGGUGAGUCACAUGAACUUUUCAGUAGAGCAAGAAGUUUGUUGUGCUCUUGUCUGAUUGACUCACCAGACACACACUCCUCAGCAAAUCAAGCCUACCAGUAGAAUAGCUCGAUCUAUUACUGAAGUAGCGUGCAGAGUAGUGUCUCCCAGGAUAUGGAUCAAGAGUGUUCCAAAGCUAGUCAGUUGGUGCCAGCCGCAUCACAGCGUUAUUACCCUAGCAUCAGCAACCUGGAUUGGGAAGGGAGGAGAAAUACUGGCACGAUCCAUAUGUCCCAAGUGAUUUCAGCUGAAUGGGGCCAGCCCGGAGGAAGCAUCGAGCAUAUUCUAAUACUGCUAUGAACCGAGACCAGUUGUGAGACUUUGUGAUCUGAGAUUGCCUGUGGCUCUUGCCUCCCUUUUGCCACAGAUUUAGCACAGUGACACCCACAAGGCUUGCUACAAAGAAUUGGGUGAGAUGGAACCAAAUGGCAGAACAGCUGCAUAAAGGGGCAUCUUUGCUUCAGCCUUUGCCAAAUAUUUAUUUUGACAUAGGGUCUUCAUUGUAAAAUAAAUUUUGCCAUACAGUUCCUUAUUUGGCUGGGUUUCAGUAACCCUGUUGGAGAACCAACAUUGGAUCAACUGGAUCCAUUUGUUCUGCUUGCCCCAUUCUGUGGUGUCCCUGUUGUCUACUUACAGGCCACUUUUGUCAGGCUUGCGUGAACUAGAACUGAUGAAUAGCCUGAACCUGCAUUGAAUCUCCCCCCCAAGUUUAAACACAGGUGUGACCUCUUGGCUACAAAUACACAAUGGCAUAUACUGUGCUUGCAAGACCAACCAUCUCCAGAAACUUCUAAGGGUACUCUGGUGUGUGGUGUUGGUUCACUUCUAUGUAGUCUUCCAGGGCAAGAAUGAGCUCAUCUGUCCCUAUUUUAAUCAUCUAUGAUGCAUCAACAGCCUUCUAAGAAGAACCUAAAUCUCUUCCAGUUUGCAAAAGCUUCCUGGUAGACUGCCCAGAAGCAGUGAAAAGUCUCCAUCAGUGAUCAAACACUCUGAGAUACCUGUUGCAGUUCACUUUGAAGCAGAGCUACAUCUCAUUGGUCGUACCAGAUGGGUGGAUUCUUAUCACACCCAGAAGUCACCCUGGUGAUGCAGAAACAACUCUCACAUAUCCCCCUCAUCACCACAGAGUACACACAACCCUGGCUGUAACAGUCCACAAAACAGCUCCUUCAUGAGUAGUGGCUUGGUACCCUCAUAUAUGUUUGUGCUGUUCUUGCAUGUUCAGCAACAAGCUGCUUCAUUUUGUCCUCAUUUCAGAAGCUAAUUCCACACCACGUUCAUUUGGCACAUGUAUUGCACAUUUCUGCACUUCCAGAAUGGGGAGAUGCAAACAUUUCCCCAUAGUAGUUGGGGGGGGGGUGUCUCUUACUUUUUCUGCCAGAGGGAUAUCUGUGGCAUUCAAACAUUCCAGCUCCAAAUAGGUAGCAGACAUUGAGAGGGCUGGAAAGGGAAGAAAAAGCAACAGAAAAGC